Molecule: messenger RNA, 4807 nt
Organism: Globicephala melas (long-finned pilot whale)
Lineage: Eukaryota; Metazoa; Chordata; Mammalia; Artiodactyla; Delphinidae
Gene: SWT1
Product: SWT1 RNA endoribonuclease homolog
Cellular component (GO): nucleus
Source: RefSeq, a predicted model, not a curated record
GGACGGAGGAUUCCGGGUCCCUUCGAGCCUGGGCUGGGCGACUCUGGGGGCGGACCCGGGGUUGAGCCUGCUCUGUGGAGGGUGGGGUUCUGGCCCAGCCCUUCUUCUGGGGCUGCCUCUCGCCCCGGCUAGGGUGAGGUCUGUUAGUACGCGAGCCCGUGGGCCUAGGCGGUUUACAGGACGCUGACAGGCUCGCCUGUCAGUCGGGUGUCUGCUCCUUAUUUCGCACCUUCACGCACACCGUGACCCGAACACUCUUUUCCUUUUGUUUUUAUUUUUGCCCUAACCCACGUAUUCCCAGUAUCAGCGCUGCGCCGUGGCUGUAAGAUUCCUGCGGAUAGGGAAUUUGGCGGGGUGGGGGCGGGGGGAGUGCCCUGCGCUUAUAUUUAGGCUGUUAAUACCCAAAGCUCGUUAAUAUGUUGAGCUUCGGGGCACUUGACUGAUGGGAUUCACAUUCCUCAAGGCGUAUGCAAGUGAGUUCCCCGGCCCCCGUACUUCUCUUGCCUUUACUCUCUGAGACAUCCUGAAGAAGGUAUCUUCAGAGUUUGGAAGAAUCAUAUUAACUUUUCAAAAUGUCCAGCAAAGAAUCUUACGGAAAAAAAGAGAAAUCUCUGAGAAAAGGCACUGCCCCAUCACCCAAUGUUGAUGAAGAAGAUAAGAAAGAGAAAAAAACCUCAGCAAAUUCUACUAGUUCACCUUGUUCUGUAAUAUCAGUUUCAACAGAGAAGAGAAAACUGAAAUCAGAUGAUACAGAUAUUCUGUACUGUAAUAUAAAAAGAAGACAAGAACUGAAAAGACUGAAUGUAGAAACUGACACUCCAAGAAAGAGACCAAAAAUUAGUUCUUCAUCCCAAGGACUUGCUAAACUCCAAGAAACAUCAUACUCAAAUGAUAAUCAGAUUACUUCUCAGAGUCCUUCUUCAAAUGGAACUAAAAAUGGUAUAAGUAAAUGUGUAGAUUUUAAAGUUAAAGAUAUUAAAUUGACAAAUGUUAAGAGUGAGCUGGACCAUGGAAUUAAAAACUUUAGCAGUCCUAAGAUUGCCAAAGAUGUGAGACCUAAAGCUGAAGGCCAGGCAAGUGAAAAAAAAUGGCCUCAUCUACUUGCUCAGAGGAAGAAGAUGAAGGAACUCAAGAAAGAAAGGUACAAUAAAUUUAGAGACAGUUGUGAAAAAUAUGUUUUGGAGAAAUGCAAGAGAAUCCAAUUUUCUCAGGAUUAUAAGUCCAACAAGAUAAUUAAGGAACCCCUCGAAUCUAGAAGAAGAAUGAUCAAUUUCAAAAUCCUAGGAGAAUCCUGUGAAACCCUUCAGAAGCUUGUAGAAGAAGAUGUCUUCAGUUUAGAUUCUAACACGUUAAAGACCAAGCAGGAGAAAAAAGAAUGCCUGGAAGGCUCCCAGUUUUCGUUAAAUUUGACAAGGCACAAAAGUGAACAUUUAUUUUCAGAUUCCACGUAUAAGCAGACUGUUCGUGAGUGGGAAGGAAAAUAUCAUGAGCAUCAAAGAAGUAAUGAUUCAAGUUCUAGUGAAAACCUAACCAAGAGUUUUGAAGCACCGUGUUCUUCAGUGUCACUUGAAAGUAUUCAAGAUACAGAUCAAGAGAUGCAGAUUGUAGAAGAGCUUCACGCUGCACGUGUGGGAAAAAGUGUGGAUUUAACUGUGGUUCCAUCUUCUGGAGAGUUAACAAGUAUGGAGAUUGACUUGGUGGAAGAUGAUGUACAUUCCUCUUCUGCAAAUACUGCUUCAGACAAAAAGCUUUUAAUUGUUGUUGACACAAAUAUACUGAUGAAUCAUCUCAAAUUUGUUAGAAUUUUGAAGACAACAGAAAUCUCAGGCUUUGACAGGCUUGUGUUAAUAAUUCCCUGGGUUGUUGUGCAAGAGCUGGAUCGUAUGAAGGCAGGAAAAUUACUGAAACGUGCCCAGCACAAAGCUAUACCUGCCGUUCAUUUCAUCAAUGACGGUCUCAAAAAUCAAGAUAGAAAGCUAUGGGGUCAGUCAAUACAACUUGCAUCUCAAAAACUUUAUGGAUUGAGCGAUGAGAACAAUGAUGACCGUGUAUUAAAAUGCUGUCUUCAGUACCAAGAAUUAUUCCCUUGUUCUCUUGUUAUUUUGUGCACGGAUGAUAGAAAUUUAAGAAACAAAGGCCUAAUAAGUGGUGUGAAGUCACUCAGUAAAGAAGAAUUGAGUGCAGAAUUAUUAAACUUAUCUCUGAACACAGUUGUAUGUCAUCAGCCUUGUAUAUCUAAACAACAAUUGAAAGCAGAAGCAACACCUUUAGAGAAGAGCUGUGAGGAGGAAUCUACAAACUCUGGACUCUGCAUUCCACUUGAAAGCAUUGUAUCUGAUCUUGAAAAAUCUCUUGGAACAGCUUUAUCUUCAAUAUUAGAAACAGAAAUGAAAAUUGCUUUUGGAAACCUUUGGAUGGAGGUGCUGUACUUGAAACCACCAUGGACUCUAAUACAUUUAUUACAGUGCUUUAGAAAACAUUGGUUGGCUGUAUUUGGAUUAGUUGUGGAAAAGAACUUGCUUUUAACUGUUGAGAGCCUAUAUGAAAAUCUCUCUAAAGCUAACAAUGCAGUGGAUUUUACAACAGUGAAAUUGCUGCUUCAGGAUUCUAAAAGUUUGCUACAUGCUUUCAGUACAAGGUCAAAUUAUGAUGGUAUUCUUCCACAGGCCUUUGCUCAAGUAAACAAACUACUCCAAACAUUUAUAGAGGUCAAGGCAAAACUUAAGCAAAAUCCUUCAAAAAAUACAGCGGGUAAAAGGCAAGAAGAUAAUUCUUUGAUGAAAUCUAAUAACCAAGAAAUCACCAUUUCCUCAGGUUCUCAUCUUCCCCAACCCAACAGGCAUCAAGAGAUCUGGUCUAUCCUAGAGAAUGUUUGGAUUACAAUAUAUCAAAACAGCAUGGAUGUGUUUCAAAGAUUGGGCUCAAAUUCAGCUCUGAUGUCUUCAAAAAUAGCAUCAUUUGAAGAAGCAUUUGUAUAUCUUCAAAAGUUAAUGGAAGCUGUUAAGGUUAUUCUUGAAGGAAUUCAGAGGAUUUUGGCACCCAGUAGUAAUUAUCAAGAUGUUGAGACCCUCUAUAACUUCCUAAUCAAGUAUGAGGUAAAUAAAAAUGUCAAAUUUACUGCCCAGGAACUUUAUGAUUGUGUUUCACAGGCUGAGUAUCGGGAAAAGUUAACCAUCGGAUGCCGCCAGCUGGUUGAGAUGGAACACACCAUGCAACAGUGCAAUGCCUCCGUCUAUAUGGAGGCCAAAAACAGGGGAUGGUGUGAAGACAUGCUCAACUAUAGAACCUAAGUGCUGAUUUUGUAACUUAGAAGGAAUGCAUCUGUCUUCAGGAACAACAGAGUAGCUUUCAACCUUUUGUGCCAAACCCGGGAGACUUGCAAGAAAUGUCUUAAGAAAUGUCUCAAAUGUCAAUGUCUCAUAAGUACAAAAAGAUGAUUGCCUAUUACUGACAACCUCAUUGAGGUUCUGAUGUGUCCAUUGUGGGAUAAACUGUGAACUCAACUUGUCUGAAGUUGACUUUACCUCCCUACCUCUACUCCUAAUACUGAGCCAGUGUGUCUAAGGAAAGGAGAGCCAUCUUUUUGGUCAUCUUAGGGCAAGAGCCACUGCGGCAUCUGAGGAAGGCCCAGGACACAGUGUUAGCAUCUCUCUCAACAAUAAAUUUGGGUAUGUGACCAGAGACGUUUCCAAACCUCAAGAAAGAAUUAGGACAUGACCAUGCUCACCAUAUUCCACAAGAGAAAUCUUACCCUGGGCUGUUCUAUGAUCAAACUGUCUUCCAUGUAGACACAAUACGUAAUACGUAUCCCUUCUACUUCCCCCAAGGUAAGGGAAGUAGAAUUUUGACUUUGGCUCCAACUUGCUGCAGUAGCCUCUUUUCUUCCCUGGCCUUGUCACUUCUCAGUGCAUUUCUCAUGGGAUAAACAGGGAGACCCCUCUGCUCAGUGUCCUCUUAAAUGUGAAACAGCAUGGAUUUAUCAGGUAGCAGUGGCUGAUGUUUGCCCCUGGCUAAACCAAGUGUUUAACUGACUUCUUUAGUUAUAAAUACCAUCUAUGGAAAUCCUUGUUUACUAAAGUAUAUUAUGCUUUUGUUAAUACAUUAGAUUAAAUCUAAUUUGGUAUUCUAUUAUAAAUGUUAAUUUAUUUUUUUUAAAAAGCAAUGAAUUAUUUUUAGUGAUUUUGCUUUUCAUUUUACUUCCAAAUUUUUUUUCUGAACUGCAUACAGGUAUGAUUAUAAAAGUGAACCUCCAAUGAAAGAGAACUAUGCAGGAUGCCCACUAGCAGGAAGAAGGAUCCGAAUGAGCUUUGUUUGCUUAGAAAGCCACACCUCCUCCUGGGGCUCAAAGUGCCCUCAGGGAUAUGAGCCUGGGUAGAAGGAGAAGCUUCCAGAGCACCUCUGCUGUCUGCCUCUUUCCUUUUCCAUCCCCUCCCCCUACCAAAUAUGUCUUCAGACUUUUAUCCCUCAGCUGCUUCUAGUUGUUAUUGAGUUUUGCCCUGCUUUGUUUUUGUUGCUGUUGUUGUUGUUUUGGUCGCAGCUUGCAGGAUCUUAGUUCCCUGACUAGGGAUUGAACCGUGGGCCACUGCAGUGAAAGCGCAGAGUCCUAACCCCUGGACUGCCAGGGAACUCCUUGCUGUGCUUCAUUACCUCCCUUUUUCUCUCUUAUCUUUUUAAUAUGUUAUACUUUUUAGGAAAUUUCUUUUCACUCCUAUCAUCUGAAUACUUCUACGUAUUUCACCCUAUGCAUGUGGAUUUUAAUUUUAUCCUAAUCUAUGUGUCUUUCACUUUGUGCGUUAAUUUGUCAAUU